Otolemur garnettii (small-eared galago) is the source of this 4503-nucleotide messenger RNA. RefSeq names its product family with sequence similarity 234 member B (gene FAM234B). The coding region runs from base 33 to 1907 and encodes 624 amino acids. The record is from RefSeq and is a predicted model, not a curated record. Gene Ontology annotation, molecular function: protein binding. Lineage: Eukaryota; Metazoa; Chordata; Mammalia; Primates; Galagidae. The transcript is spliced from 13 exons.
CGGGCGCGCGCACGCGCACCGGGGCCUCCACCAUGGCGACCGUGCUGUCCAGGGCGCUCAAGCUCCCGGGGAAGAAGAGCCCAGACCUAGGGGAGUAUGACCCCCUCACCCAGGCGGACAGCGAUGAGAGCGAAGAUGAUCUUGUGCUCAACCUGCAGCAGAAGAAUGGAGGGCUCAAAAAUGGGAAGAGCCCUCUGGAGGAAGCACCGGAGCCUGACUCAGAUGCCGAGGCUGCAGGGGCUGCAAAGCCACACCUCACAGAAGUCACCCCCGAGGGCUUCCCCUCAGAGCCCCUGGGAGGCCUGGAGCAGAAGGCAGCCUCUUCCCUGGUGUCCUACGUGCGCACAUCUGUCUUCCUGUUGACCCUGGGCAUCUCCAUGAUCCUGGUGCUCCUGUGUGCUUUCCUCAUCCCUUGCCCUCCCAGAGAUCUGCACAGCACCUGGAGCCGCCAGCUGGGCUCCCAGGGAGGUGGGGACCUGUCUCCUUUGGAACUGGCUGAUGUGAAUGGAGAUGGCCUGCGAGAUGUGCUUCUCUCCUUUGUGACGUCAUGGAACGAGAGCACAGUAGGUAUCUCAAGACCAACUGCGAAUCUUGUGUGCCUUUCGGGGAUGAAUGGCAGCACGCUGUGGUCAAGUCCCCUCCCUGAGGAGGCCCGAGAUAUCACAUGUUUGGAUCUGGUGCCAGGAGGCUGGGCUGGAACCGUCUGCCUCGUGACAGGAGCUCACAAGAUGCUCAGCGCGUUCAAUGCCACGUCAGGCAAAGCCAUUUGGACUUUAGGUGCAGACUACUUGUCCAACGGUACCUUGGCUGCCCCGGUCGUGGUGCUGCCAGAUGUGGAUGAAGAUGGCGUCAGAGAUCUUAUGGUUCUGGCCAUUGGGGGCUUGCAGGCAGAUCUCUGCUUUCUGCUGGUGUCUGGCCGGACAGGAAGCCCAGUGGGCCGACUCGUGAAGUACAACAUCGUGGGAGUUGGGAAUCUGAUUGGCCCUCAGGUUUACAUCACCACAAAUGGGGCUGUCUACAUCCUGUUUGGCUUUGGAAAUAUACAAGCUGUCGCCCUGCGGGACAUUUUUGUUCAGGCCCAAAAUCGAGACAGCUCACCACCUUCUCUGCAGAUUGAAGAGCCAGAGUGGGAGAAGCGAAGAUCUAUCAACCUGUCUGAGUUCAUUGACGUGUACAGUGACGGUGUUGACCUGCUCCAGAUGGUGAAGGCCCCAGAUUCCAACUGCAGCAACCUUCUGAUUACUACCAGACAAGGCCUCGUCCUGCUUCGGGGGCAAAAUCUCACACCUCACUGGACACUGAGCCUUCAAGGCCUGAGCAGCCAGCCUACUCCUGGGUAUUUCACUGAUGAUCACACACUGGACUUUCUUCUGCAGAUACAGGAUGAUGGAGUUGGGAUGAAAAAGAUGAUGGUGGUGGAUGGUGAGUCUGGCUUCGUGACUUGGAGUUACAGCAUCCCAUGUCACAUGAAGGAAGCGCCAGCCACAUCAGCCGUCACUUCAGACCAGAAGUCUGUCUUCCUCUUCUGGGCUGAGGGGCUGGCUAUCUCUUCCAAUUCCGAUACCACCAUCGUAGGAACUGAGCCACCUAGCCUUCACCACCUGUACCUCCUGCAUCCAACCUUCCCCUCCAUUCUUCUGGAUCUGGCCAAUACCACGGGCACAGUGACAGCUGCAGAGGUUGGAAUUAACGACCUCUGGAAAGAUGCCUUUUAUGUUACCAGGACAACAGGACCAAGCUCUGAAGGCCAUCCCACAGCCCUGGUGGUCAGCAAGCUUAGUCUGCGGUGGGCACUGAUGGAGGGCCAGAUGGCCCAGCUACAGGAGACCACGCCCAAAAUUGGCCGUGGGGAGUUGCGAAGAUUCCUCUCUAGGAUAAAGUUUGUUGAUGCUCCCUGUGAGAUUUAGUCCAGUGGAAUCUUCAGUUUCAGGAGAAGUAAACAGAAUGGAUGUCCUCUCUCCCCUGUCAGUGUAAAAUCCGUUCUUUGGAGAGAAGGAAGACUUCAACCUCAUUUUACCACCUUCACCUUCAUUUUGCCCCAAAGUUGCAAAGCACUUUGGAAUCCUUCGAUAACAGCAUGAUCCGUUCGGCUGGGGCGUCAUACCUACCACCUUCUCAGUCCCUGCAUUAAUGCUGUCUAGGAACUGUAUGGAUAGUUUGGAAGUGUGAAUCUUAUAAGUGUUGUAUGUUUUUUUUUUUUUUUGUAUGUCUAAUUUAUAAACUCUACUGGGGCAUCCAGUGAUGUCUACAACUAGGAAACCUCUUGUUUUGCAUUUGUUUGUAUAUUUUUUAGUGUUGUGGUGAAGUUGUUUUUCAGGUAUAUCCUAAGCUUCAGGGAUCCCAUUUCUUGUCCUUUUGAAAUCGAUCUGGAUUCUUUGGUCAUCUUGAGACUUACAGAUGGCCUACCUCUGAGGGUCUUUGAUGGCCCUACUUUGAGGGUCACUCAUCAUUUCUCCAUAUCUUCUCCUCCUCUGUGCUUUGGCUACUUCCCAGUUGUAAACUGGCAGUGGAAGACUGAAUUAGCUAUCCCAGUAGUUUCAUCUAUCUUGUUUCUUCAGACUUUUCAUCUGUCAUCUAUUACGUGGCCACAAGAAUAACCAUAUUCCUAUCACAACGGGAGCAAGAGAAAUAGAGUUUCGAUGACCCAUCUCUGACGACCAAGUCCAUGUUACAUGUUCUGUGUGGUUUUGAUGGUUCUACCGGUUGCAACCUUUUUCCUGCAGAGACGCAGACCUGUACUGUGCAUGCUGUCUUAACUGAGAGAACUGCUUGUCAGGGCGCGCUGAGGCUGAUGCCUUUCCCAGCUUCCUUGCUUCUCUUUCUUAGCAUCUUUUUCUUUAGGGCACCUCCUACCUUCUCUCACUUGCUUUUUCUUCUAUUCAGGGAUGUGUUUCUGGACUUUUGCUGCUCGAGUCCAAUAUGCAGCCACUUUGCCCUUCAUUCUUCCUUAUAGAGCCUUUGUAGCAUUAUAUUUUGAGGAAAAUUCUUAUGUAAAUACUGUAACUUUUGUAAGUGGUUAAGUUCUUAAGAAUUAUCUCCCUCUUCUCCUGUAUAAAUCUGUUGCUCCUAUUAAGUUCUCUUCUAAACUUCUAAGUCAUUAUUUAUAGAGCAGAAAAUCCUAUGUUAGCUGACGGAGAACUGCUGCUGUUCUUGCAUAAUUUUGAUAGGUCAUUCCUGAGUGUAACUCAGGUUCUCUCUUCACUUGGGCUUUUUUGUAUCUGUUUAGCUUGUGUUAAUAAAAGGAUUAUGGAAAACUGAGGAUUCCAAAUUUAAAGGUCUAUCUCCUAAUUGCCCCCUGACAGGCAUUAUGACAUAAUAGGAGGUUGGCAGCAGUAGAUCCCAGCAGGUGUCAAGCAGGUGUGCUGUUUGGCCUGCAGAUUAUCUGGCCUGCAGAUUGGCCUUACUAGGUUUCUGGGUACCUUUGCCUUAAGACCCUGAGAGCUAAUUUAGUUUCAACACUUUGGAAGUUGUGUGCGAGUCCAGCUUGACUUUGGGGGGGAGUGGGCAAUUUACAAGAUACCCCCUAGAGCAGUGGUUCUCAACCAUCCUAAUGCCAUGGCCCUUUAAUACAGUUCCUGUGGGUCGCGACCUGUAGGUUGAGAACAGUUGCCCUAGAGUAUGGGAAUGAUUCCAGAUUUUUUUCUAGGGUUUGAAUUGACUUGGUUAUAAGGACCUAAGGAUCUAGUUUGGUUUAGUGUAGAAUUCUAAGGAUUAAUUUACAGUCAACCAGACACCCAAAAUUUGGGUGCUGGUCCUAUGGCCUGGCUGAGCUGUCCAGGCAUAACCUGAUACUCUACGGUGUUGAAGCUUUCUGGGAAGCCAGCCACUCUAGACAGGAGUGAAAUGCAAAGUCAUUUACUGAGGACCUGUUUUGGUGGGAUUGUCUUGGCAGAGGAUUGUGUUUAUGCAUGGUGAAUGCCACAGAUAGAAAAGGGAAGCUAGAAAAACAAUGUCCCUGAGUUCUUCUUGAUGUGUUUGCAAGCUAACUUAACAUAGGUUCUUUUGCCUGUGGUAAGUUUGGAUUGCUUUGCUAAACACAUCGCUCUUGGUCCCUUCUCCCUCCUGUAGCCAGUAUGGAAGGGUCUAAAUUGUGGCUGAAGACUGAGCAAGCUUCACCUGACCAGUGUGGUUGCUGGUGUGUCAAAUGUGUCUCUAAAUUUCCUUCUUUUGCAGGCAGCCAUCCACCCAGACAGCCAAGAUAGGGAAUGCCGCUUUCUUUCUUCAAGCCCAACCAGGGUUGCCAGCAAAGCCAGUGUGACCACUACUUAGAAAUAGUAAGGGGACUUCUGCAAAGGCAAGGGUCUUCUCCUCCUCCCAGUCUCUUUCCUUCCCUUAAAAACCCUCCCUUCUACCCUAGACCACAUCCUUGCCGUCCCCCAAACGUGUGGUGUGGUGAUACUAACCCUUAUGAAUGUGAAUUGCUAUCCUAUUGCCUUUGUAAAGAAGAGCCACCUGGUAUGUUGUCAGGAAGUUCUAUUUAAAAUGUGAACUGUUACAGAAUAA